UGUCUCGGCGGAGCUGCUAUAGUCUGAGGUAGGAGUUCGUGGCUCUAUGUUUCAGGAAAUCUUCCCCCACCCAGGAGACCGUAACUUAUGGACAGACAUUCACAUCUGGACUGCUGUAGUUGUGGGCUUCUGCCCACAAUGUUGGAGUCUGACGAUUCAGAUAUUGAGGACGGUCCUGAUGUGGUCCGACACAAGACCAAAAUUAUUUACCAGAACACCUUUCCAUACAUUCACAUGGAACCACCUGACGUCCUGUAUGAGCGUUGGGCUAGAAUAAAGCUGGAGGUGAGGGAGGCUGUUGGACACAUGAUGCACAUCUCUGUGUUCUGGUGGCACAUUCUGUUCCGGCAGCAAGACAAUCACGACACCACUGCCUGGGCGGUGGACAUGGGCUUCCUGGACUCCAAUGUUUCAAACGAUUUGAAUUUGAAAAGGCUACACAGAAUUGAACUCCUGGAGCUCAUCCUGAAUACAGUAGAGAGAUGUCUGGCAGACACAGAUCCUGAAAGAAAAGCACGGGAGUUGGUACUAUUAAGCACAUCUUUUAAACUGCAAGAAGAGUGUCUUGUAAAGGCAGUGAGCUGGCUUGAGGAGUUUGGACCAACAGGCCUAAGCAGGAGGCUGCUGGACCUUGGCUCAAAGCACAUUCGCUACCAAAUACUUCAGUUUAUUUUCAUUGAGUAUGCUCGUUACAUUCAGGUGAUGUCAUGCAGCAAAAAGAAGAUGAUCAGGGAACUGUCAGUAGAUCCUGAUCAGUGGAAUUUACAGAAAAGUGAAGAAAUGAAGAACAAAGGGAAUGAACAGUUCCAGAAGAAAAAGUAUGAUAUGGCUGUGAAGUGGUACACAAAAGCCAUUAAAUACCAUACCAACAACCAUCUGCUGUAUGGAAACAGAGCACUUUGCUUUAUACGAUGUGAAAAAUACCUGAAAGCCAUGGGUGAUGGCAAACGAGCUAUUAUUCUGCAAAAAAACUGGGCAAAGGGUCACUAUCGCUUCUGCGAUGCUUUGUUCUUUCUGGGAGCUAAAGAUAAAGCAGUGGAAGCCAAUGUUUUAGCUCAGCAGCUGUGCGGUGCUGAUCCGGAAGGAAUGAGAGAUCUUCAACAGCAGUACUUUCGCUUCUUGAAUGAGCCUUAUGAGGAAAAAGAUGAAGUAAAACCAAGGAAACCGGAGUCAAAGAAAGCACCUGGUAAAAGGUUUGAAGCAGCAUGUGGCAUGGAGCCCUCAACUGAACAUCUAAAUUCUCACAGAGAGCCUGAGCUUGUCUCCUGUACUAAAGAGAAUGAGCAGAAAGCAGAAGACAGAAGGGAGGAGGAAGACCCUCCAGGUAAAUCCAGAAGCGGACCGCACGCAGAGGAGAGCUCCAGAGCCUCCCGGGACGCUAAAAGUGAAAUGCCAGACAGAAAGACCAAGAAAGUCCCGCCAGGCACUCCGGAAAAAACAACUCUAAGGAGUAAACACUCAUCUGCACCAGAAAAGCCUCAGCCCAGCAACAGUGGUGCAGGCAGCAAAGAGCAGUUUUGCGCUGCAGUGCAGGAUGCUCAUACGGCGCUCACUGACCAGCGCUGUCGCAACGCGGAGCAAGCCUUUUCCCUGGCCCUCAACAUUCUGGAAUCUAGUGGGAUUGAGGCUCUUGGCAUCACUACACUGGACAGAUCCUUGCUUAUCUAUGGCUGUGCAACAGCAUUGGUUGAAAUCGGCCAACCUGAGGACCUGGCAAAAGCUCGGAGGCAGUUUAAGGAAUUAAGCUCGCUAGAGGACCGGAAAUUUCAAUCAUUGGUUCACUAUGGAAAUGGAAAUCUUUAUCUAAAAGAGAACAGGUUUUCUGAAGCUUUAGAAGAAUUUUGUGAUGCUCUUUUAAUGGUGCAGAGGAAGAUCACACCUGGAAAACUCACCUGGCCCACUACUAAAGUAACAAUUGAAGAGACCAGACCUGAGUAUUUAGAGGAGCAGCUUCAGACCUCUAUUGAGCUCUGCAAAUUUCCACCCAAGCCAGAUGCAAUGUGUCGAUAUGAUAACUGUCGAUCCAAGAAGGUGUACUUCACAGACCCAGACUUUAAGGGUUUCAUUCGAAUUACAUGCUGUCAGAGCUGCAACGUGGAGUAUCAUAUCAACUGCUGGAAAAAACUCAAAUCUGCAUCAUUUGCUGAUAAAAAUGAUAAGGACUUUCUUCAGGAUUUUUGUUUUACUCCAGACUGUACUGGUAGAAUCUGUCACUUUGUAAUAUUUGGCUCAACUGGACUUAUUAAGUGUAAGUUUGAAUCAUCUGUUCCUAAAAGCAAAGCACCUGGGAGAUUGAGAGUUAAGCAGAAAUGUACAAGUCUAAAGAAGUUGAAAUCUAAAGAGGAUCGAAAGCUGAAAAGGAAACAGCAGAGAGCGGCUGCGGCUGUCGCCAACAGUGAGGCAAACAUCUUAACCAGAGAAGAGGGAAGAGACCACCAAAGAGAAGAACAGACAGCAUCAACCAAGGAGGAUUACACUAAAUAUGGAGACCGUGUUUUACAACAAAUUUAUGAAAGGAGAGAACAUUUUAAUGAUGAAAUACACAAUAUUUCUACCAUGUUAACGUGUCUGAGAUCAUGGAUGGAGCUGGAUGAAGCUAAUGGACAUGUAAGCAUGUUAAAGGAUUGUGCAGAGCCUCACGUUUUGAGUGACCUUGUCGACCUGCUACUGAAGAGGAGCAACCGCGUCUGGGCUCGACUUUUUGUUCAUAAACUCAGUGGCUGCAGUAACCUCAAACCAAAACUUCACGACUGGGCUCUGCAGCUUGACAGAGCUGGUUUUGUUGCUGCUCAGAACUUUAUUGAUCGGUACGGUAAUCGUCUGGAGGACUUGGAUCUAUCACCGCUUUUGGAAUUUCACCCACUAAAAGAGGUCCUGAUCGAAAAGUUUGGGACUAUGCCGGACUUAUUUGACAUCUCAGGUGUUACUGUAAUGGAUUACCUCAGACAAGCUCCACCACAAGAAAUGCGUCUGUUCAUCUGGGCUCUAGAAGAGCACAGAGAGCGAUACCCCACUUGCUGUACUAUCCUUGAUGAAUAUUUUGAAACAGAUGGAAUAUGUUUAGUGAUUAGGAAAACUGAGAAUGACGAACACUUAAGUUCGGGUUGUAAAGGUAAAAGCAAAAAUCGAAAAAAGAAGCAGAAAGAACCAAAGCCUGUUCUUGUUCUGUCGGGGAUGAGAAGUGGAGCCCUGAGAGAUGAAGACGAUGAGGAUAUUUUCUCUGAGGAAGAUUCACUGUUUUUGCUUGAUGCCACCGAUCCAUUUAGCGUUCCAGAUCGCUUGAGGGAACGAGUUGCAGAGUUUGAGGGUCACUAUACAGGGCGCUUAAAUCAAAAUAAGAGAGUCUUGGACAACAACCCAGAUCCGACAAAAGAAAGUUUAUAUGAUUAUUUUGCUCAGAUUCUGGAGCAGUAUGGUCCUCUGGAGGUGUCCAACCCACUGCUGGUGGGUGAACUGGAGAACUUUCCGCUUGAAGCUCAGCAGAAGAUUGAGGGGGCUGGAGGACUUGAAGCUUUUCUACUCGAGUCUCUUCGGUUUGUGAUGAAUGAAAACCGUAUCGGACUGACUAGGCAUGCGGUCACCCUGCAGAACAGUAUGGCUGACGAUGCCAGUGCUUUCCCUGACUGUGUUCCUCAUACUUUCGGCACUGAGACUUUGGAGUUUAGAGGAUCCUACUAUCUCGAUCCCACAGCAAGAGAGUUUCUUCCACAGUAUGAGCAUUUCAGUGACCGUAACGCGUCUUGUGACAUUCCCGGUAUUUUGAGUGAUGAAGACAGCUCUGCAUCAGGACUGUGUGAACCCACGCUGCCUGAUCCAUAUGUUUUGGAAUCUCAGCAGGCUCGUAAUGGUGAUUGCAUGUUUGUACCAGAAGAUACAAGCAUGUUCGCUGCUUUUUCAUCUGGUUUAACAGUUCCGGAGUGUUCGGGGUACGUCCAUGGCUCAGAACUGAACUUCUAUAACUCUGCCUACCCCCCUGAAAUGAACAGUAUUAAUGCAUGCAGUGAGAAAGGAGGAGGACAGCCAUGUUCAGAGAUUAUUCGUAACGAAGCUAAAAAAUCUGAAAAUAAAACAAUUUCUGUGCAGACGUUUGGUUAUAACAAAGACACCAAAGAUGAUGUGGCCGUUAAUACAGAACCGUGUGCGUUGUUGGAAAGGAAUAAGGGUGAUAUGAUCCUGAAAGAGAAAAACAACAUAAAACUUGAAAAGUGCAUCCAAAAUGCGAAGGACACACGUUCGUCUCGCCAGAUAACAAGAAAGGAAGAACUUUCUGUACUGGAGGCCCAAGUGAAGGAAGCCCAACAGAAAAUAGAGAUUACCAACAAAGAGCUCAGCUUAUUCCAACAAAAGCUUGAGGAGGAGAUCCGAAAAGAUCAGCAGGAGAAAAAACACAACCAAGAGACCCUUAAAACCUUGAAGGGGGAGAUCAAAGAGUUGUUAGAUUUGCAGGAGAGUUACACUAAGCAAAUCCAGGAUAAGAAUGAGGAGUAUCAAACCGCGCUGAAUCAGUUCUGUGCAAUAAGUAAUCAGUCUGCUGCUGAGAAGAUGAGUUUGGAGGAGGAGAUCAAGAGACGCAGAGAUGUGUGCGCCAAAGCAUCUAAUCGAUCAGUGGCAGCACAGCUGUCCGUCCUGCAAAACAAGCGGGAGAAUGGUUUGCGCAAGUUAAAGAAGUGCGUGGGAGACGGGAAAGCCAUUCUACAGAACAUGACAGAACUGUCAUCCAGAUAUCCAUCUGGAAGCCUCUUCUCCACAAUCGAAGCCUGGAAAUCAUGUGUGCUGGAAGCUGAAGAAAAGAUCAGAAGGACAAGGGCACAAUAUGAAGAACAAAUUGAGCUACUGAAGAAGGGUACCAAACUGUGCUCGCUUCCUCCAGUCUCAGUACCCAACGCUCCUGCUCCUCCUCCUUUACCGAUAAGACGUGGCGAGAAUGGUUCUAUCGUGGUUUUGCCUGCACCAGGGGUUGAGGUGUCCCUGGAGUUACAGCUUCCAUUCCUGCGCCCUCCUCCAGGGUUCAGCCCCUGGUUUCUGCCCCCUCUUCCCAUCUUUAGGCCAGCCUUGCCGUACGUAGCGCAGGGACAGUCAGUAGCAGCACAGAUGCAGGAAGGCAGAGUGAGUCAAGAGCAGGCUUUCUUAAACACACCAUCCAAUCAGCAGCAAGUUCCACAGCAGUUUCCUGUGGGGCACAGGCAGCCACAUGCACCAUACAGUGUGAAUCAACAUCCUGUGAGACCCCAAAUGCACUCAGCAGUGUACGUACCCCUGGCUCCACCUGCAGAGAGAAUUGUGCGCACACAGCCAGCACCCAGCGUUCCUGCCACUCGUGUGGAGGCUCCUCAGAAACCGGCUGCUCCUGCGCCAGCUCCUGCUCAAGCUUCUGCUCCAGCCCCAGUCCAGCAACACCUCAGUGUGUUUGAGAAGAUCAUAGACCACCUGAGCUUGAUGUUUCCUCACUAUUCCAGGGCGGUCCUAAGCAAGUUUAUUCAGGAGGUCCGCAAUGCUAGUGGGAGCCUGAACCAGCUGACAUAUGAGGAAGUGAUCAACAGAGUCACACAACUCAUCCUUGACCAUCAGGACGAGUCACGAGAGCAGAUUAGUUUGGUGAGAAGGGCUGGUGUGAGGGAGAAUGUAGUUCCCAGUCCAACUCCCAGCGGAGACUCGAGCAGAGCUACUCCCACUCCACCCCCUGCACAUGUCUGGAAGAGUGUGUCUUCUCAUCAGCGCGGCACCUCCAAAGCUCUGAAUAUGGAAGAUCCCUGUAUUAUCUGUCAUGAGGAUAUGGCAACUGAAGAUCUGUGUGUGCUGGAGUGUCGCCAUAGCUUCCACAGAGAGUGUAUAAAGUCAUGGCUGAGGGAGCAGAGCACCUGUCCGACCUGCAGAGAGCAUGCCCUCCUACCUGAGGAUUUCCCCAUGUUGCCUGGACGACAUCACAGAGGACACACAUCUGCAGCAUCCUCAUCUUAAACACCCUGGAUAAUCUCUGUAUAUACAAAAACACCAGAUAAACCUGUACAAGCAUACGUGUGUCUAUAAACGCUGCAUGAAGUACAGCUGGACCAAGAUUAUAUACGAAUUUACACUUAUCAGUUCUGUGUGCCUUUUCUUCUUCCUCUUUGAGAUCAUCCUAUUGAUUUAAAUAUUGCCUAUCAUAAUGACAGUUUAGUUUUUUCUGGGUUGCAUCAUAGUCUGUUUAACUCCUACUCACUCACUGUACUGUGAUCACUGAGGACCAAUCAGUUGUUUGUAAAAGUUAUUUUAAAGGUUGCUUUAUUUUCUUUUUGUUCUUUUUUUCUUUCUCUGCAGUUGUGUUCAUUAUGCUGCUGAAGAGAAACAUUUGCCCCUUUGCCAUCUUGUUAUUUAUGUAUAUAUUUUUAAAAAACAAUAUUUUUAAAUGGUUUCAUUAAAAAUGCCAUGGAAAUGGGAUUACUUUGUUUUAUUGGUCUAGUUUUGAUUUGUUGUAUAAGCUGUAACUAAAUUUUAGAGUGUGGCAAGAAUGGCAUCUGUGUGUAAGUGUUAUUUAGACUGCUUGUUCUGUUUGUUUUUUAUUUAGCCUGCUUUAGCCUUGAAGAAAAAUGUGUAUUAAAACCUGAAAAUGA
This is a messenger RNA of Astyanax mexicanus (Mexican tetra), 6590 nucleotides long. RefSeq names its product tetratricopeptide repeat domain 3 (gene ttc3). Gene Ontology annotation, molecular function: protein binding. The record is from RefSeq and is a predicted model, not a curated record. NCBI's taxonomy places the organism in Eukaryota, Metazoa, Chordata, Actinopteri, Characiformes, Acestrorhamphidae. The transcript has 48 exons. The coding region runs from base 88 to 5958 and encodes 1956 amino acids.